CACAGAGCUGGGACUGAACUUUGUCCUCACAGCAGAGAGAAAAACAACAGGCAGGGUAUAAAAGGGGGGAGAGGCGGAGGACGGGACUUGUUUUUGUUCGAGGAGUAGAAGCAACGCAGAGCUGAGCACAGAGAAGAAGACGCUUUUAACGGAGGGUAGAUCGGGGGAGUGAAGAGGCACCGCAGGCAUGUGGGCGUGCCUCAGCCUGCUCCUCACUCUCUGCCUGCUCCAUGGGGGCGGGGCAGAGAGUGACGGAGGGGGUGGGCGACGGUGUCAGCUGCCACCAUCUUGGCGGAUAGGGGAGGUGGAGCCGAUGAAGGGGGCCAUGGGCAAGGUGACGGUGGUGGCCCUCUUCCAGGCCAGCUGAUUGUUCUGUUUGGUGCAGGCUUCCAGAUUGGAACAACUGCGCCAAAAGCUUGAACGUCGGGGCCUGAGGGAUAUUGUCUACAUCGUCAUCAACGACCAGGGGGAGCAAGCACAGCGCCUGCACCCACUGCUGGCUGAGAAACUGUCAGAGAACAUUGCACUGUACCAACAGGAUGAACAACAGCCUAAUGUCUGGCAGACACUCAAUGGAGUGAAGGAUGACUUUCUCAUUUAUGACCGGUGUGGCCGUCUCACACACCAAAUUUCACUUCCAAAUUCCAUCAUUGGACUUGGCCAUGUGGAGAGCGCCAUAAGAGAUACCUACUGCAUACCCGUCUGUGAAAACUGCACCUACAAUAGCGCUGAGCCACCUGAAGAGUGCACAAGGAUCCCAGAUGUGCAGCCUGAUGAUGACAACCCACCAGACACUGGUCACCAUCAAGGUCAUGGCGCUCACCAGCAGGGUCAUGACCAUGGCCACCAAGGGGGCAACCACGGCUCUCACCCCCAUGGCUCUGGUCAUGGCCAUAAUGACAACCACGGUCACCACCAUGGAGGCCAUGGUGGUGGUAACAACCACGGUCAGCACCAUGGAGGCCAUGAUGGUUUUGGCCAUGGUCAUGAUCACAAUAAUGGUCAUGAUGGUAGAGGUCAUGGACGCGACAACAGCCAUGGUCACGGCUUUCACCCCCGUGGCUUAGGUCAUGGCCGUGAUGACCACCAUGGCAAUCACCAUGGAGAUCAUGGUGGUGCUGGUCAUGGCGGUGACCAUCACGGUGCUAGACAGCAAGGGCAGGAGCGAGAUGUAUCUCACAGUCAACAUCAGUCAGACUUAGAGCAGCUGGUAGCACUGAUGCCGCAGAUGCAGCAAAUGCAACAGGACGCCCCUGUGGCUCCCUGAGUAGUAGAGAAGGUGAGGUGAAAGUCAAAGUACAGCUGACAGGGGACAGCAGGCUCUGACAACGAAGCCUCUCCUAAGUCCAGCUGAUGCUGACACUGACGCAUGCUGUUUGGUGACGCAGGGAGCGAGCAGCCGGUCGGUCUCUGACACUGUGACAGGGCGUUGCCCGCCUCCUGACAGUGACACGGACUGGCAGGCGAUUUUGCCAAUACUGUUAGAGAGAACUGACAGUGACGCUCGCCUCCUGCUGACUGACAGCAGCCUCAGUCAGCCCUGUGAGCCUGACCCCUCGGUGGUAGCUGAGCGUGAGAGCAGCUGUAAGCUGGCUCUGACAUCAGAAACACCAGGGGCCCAGCGCUCUUUUUACCAACUAGUAUUGCCCUGAGAGAGGAGGAGGGUGAUCCAUGACAGCAUGGGAGAGAUGAACAGGUGGAGUCCAACAUCACUCUGAGCUAGACUAAAUCAGCACCAUCCAAAGCGAUGACGAGCAGCAUGUUAACCUAAGAUCAUGAAACAGGAAGAAGUGAUGUUGUUUUUCACCUGUUUGCCUGUCAGCAUGUCUGUCUGGGUCACUCUCUUCCUUUCUCAGGUGUGUACGUGGUUGUUAUGUUCAUCAACUUCCUCUUCCAUUAUGCUCUCUCCAUCCGUAAUGAAUCCAGGCGCAGAAACUACGCUCUAGUGGCGUCUGUAUGAAGUCAGGCAGGAGAGGGCGGAGCAGGUAGAUCAGGAACAUAAUAAACACUUUAGAUAGUGAAGGAUAUUUGAGGGAUUGGACAUAUAAGAUACUGAAAUGGAACAACAAAAGCAAUAAAAAGUAAGAAGUGGGGAAACUUUUACAGACAAUCCAUCUAUAUGACAAAGGUAGUUGCAAAAAAUAAAGUAAUAAAUUCCUGUUGGAUUUACCAAAUUUGGUUUCAAGAAAUAUAAAAGCACUGUCCCUUUUCUAAAGCAAAAGUCAUGAAAUCCAUGUAAAUGCAAGCAUAAACAUGUACCAGUAAUAUGGUUUACUCUUUGUUCUAAAACACAACUAACAAGAAGACAUUUCUUCUAACAAACAUGCACAUUUUGGAUGUAAAGUUCUGCACAUUCCUGCUAUUUUUACUUUGCAUUGUUCUGAUAUUCUCUGUAGUUUACAAACUGCACACAUUUCUAAGAAAAAAGUACUUUAAAAUAAAAAAGGCUCAGUUGUUUAGAAAAGGUUAAAGGGGAAAUGGAAGUAGAUGGAUUAAAAAGAGAUGGAAUACACUCUGUACUUUAUGAUGGUUUCAGUGGGAAGACUAAAGUCACCCUGAAUACCUGAUGCCUGCACAGAGAAGUGUAUUGUGUUAAGGUUGAUGAACAUGGAAUGAGAGUUGAAUAAAGAUUGUUGAGUUACA
This is a messenger RNA of Cheilinus undulatus (humphead wrasse), 2643 nucleotides long. RefSeq names its product selenoprotein P (gene selenop). The record is from RefSeq and is a predicted model, not a curated record. Gene Ontology annotation, biological process: selenium compound metabolic process. Gene Ontology annotation, cellular component: extracellular region. Lineage: Eukaryota; Metazoa; Chordata; Actinopteri; Labriformes; Labridae. Gene Ontology annotation, molecular function: selenium binding. The transcript is spliced from 5 exons.